AGAAGCAAGGCUCACAUGCUCAAGAGGGCAGAGACAAACAAGAAUAGGAGGCUGGUCCAUGUAUGAGCUCAGCCUAUAGGUCCAUGUCUGAGCCCUGUAUGUAACAGCGAACUGAAGCACGCUUAAGUUACAUCAGGCUGUUGGUGAAAGUUAGCUAGCUAGCUUGCAAUGGCGACACGCUGGGGAAUAUGCAGUGCAGGUAAAAUCAGUCACGACUUCUCGGUGGCUUUACGGACCCUGGCGUCUGAAGACCACCAGAUAGUGGCGGUUGCAGCGAGGGACCUGCAGCAUGCUGAAGAAUUUGCCAGGAAGCACAGCAUCCCUCGAGCAUAUGGAAGUUAUGAUGAGUUGGCAAAAGAUCCAGACGUCGAUGUGGUCUACGUCGGCACCAUCCAUCCUCACCACCUGAGUGCUGGCAAGCUCUUCAUGAAGUCCAGAAAGAAUGUGCUGAUUGAGAAGCCCCUGGCCAUGAAUUCAAGGGAGGUGCAGGAACUCAUCACUGCAGCCCAAAAAGACAACGUGUUUCUCAUGGAGGCAAUUUGGACGCGCUUCUUUCCGGCAUCGCUCGAAGUGAGGAGGCUGCUGAGUGGGGGUGAAGUGGGCGAUGUCCGGCUGGUGAGGGCCGAUCUGGGAGCUCCGCUCACCCACAUCGCUCGCCUGGCGGAGAGGAAAAUGGGAGGCGGGGCACUGCUGGACCUGGGCAUCUACUGUCUGCAGUUCGUCUUCAUGGUGUUUAAUGGAGAGAGGCCUGAGUCCAUCCAAGCCACGGGGCACUGCAUAGACACAGGAGUUGAUGGAACAGCAGUUUUGGUCCUGAAGUUCUCCGGCAACAGACUGGCCAUUUGCACUUGUUCCAUCACAGUGAUGCUGACGAAUGAUGCGGUUAUCACUGGGACCAAAGGCAACAUUAAGGUACCCAACCAUAUGUGGUGCCCCACAGUCUUGGAGGUGAAUGGGAAAGAGAUGCAGUUCCCCCUGCCAGAGGCUGACAUGACACUAAACUUCACCAACAGCACGGGUCUACGAUAUGAAGCUGAGGAGGUCCGCCGCUGUCUGCAGAAAGGACUGAAGGAGAGUCCAGGGAUGCCAUGGGCUCACUCCAGCCUGAUAGCAGAGGUCAUAGACGAGGCCAGGAGACAACUGGGAGUGACAUACGACCAAGACAGCAUCCAGUGAAGCACACCUGUAUCUCAACAUGCAGAAUGGCGGACUCUGAAUCAAAUUUCCUGUUGAAUUCAGGGCACGUGGUAUUAUUAUGGAUGUCUGAGUGAAGCUUGGACAUUUUUUUGUGUCUGCGCGUGUGUUCAGAUAGUAAUUUCCGCAACAGCAGAACCGUUAAAUCAGAAAAUGUAUUAUUAACUUUAAUAUGUAUGCAUGCUUUUCCUACUGUGACAGGUAAAAAUGUCUUCUGUGGGGGGAAAAAAGCCUGUUAAGAUUGUAAUGGUAACCUCCAUGUGUUAACUCUCAAGUAUUUUGUACAAAUGUCAUAGACUCUCUUGGCUGUUUUGUAAGGAAAUAAACUAAAAGGAAAAUCUGG
Acanthopagrus latus (yellowfin seabream) is the source of this 1537-nucleotide messenger RNA. Its product is annotated as trans-1,2-dihydrobenzene-1,2-diol dehydrogenase-like. Bases 169 to 1176 code for a protein of 335 amino acids. Gene Ontology annotation, molecular function: nucleotide binding. The record is from RefSeq and is a predicted model, not a curated record. The transcript has 7 exons. NCBI's taxonomy places the organism in Eukaryota, Metazoa, Chordata, Actinopteri, Spariformes, Sparidae.